This is a messenger RNA of Tribolium castaneum (red flour beetle), 1594 nucleotides long. Its product is annotated as facilitated trehalose transporter Tret1. The record is from RefSeq and is a predicted model, not a curated record. The transcript has 2 exons. Lineage: Eukaryota; Metazoa; Arthropoda; Insecta; Coleoptera; Tenebrionidae. Gene Ontology annotation, cellular component: membrane. Gene Ontology annotation, biological process: transmembrane transport. Gene Ontology annotation, molecular function: transmembrane transporter activity. Bases 169 to 1536 code for a protein of 455 amino acids.
UAGAUAAUAAAUUAUUUUUUAAUCUUUGUGGUAUUAGUACCCAACAAAGAAAAAACGAACCGACCUACACGCAGUGUUUCGUGAUUUGCUCUAAUUUCUGCCAUAAAUUAUUCUAAUUCUACACACGUACAUAAAUUACAUAAAGAUAAAACUUUAUUAAUCAACAUAAUGUACAAAUUUUGCUCAUACACGCUUCUGACAGUUAUUACUGCGGAUAUUUUGGCAACUUGUGGGGACAUAACAUUGACAUGGACUUCCCCCAUCCUCCCGAAACUGUACUCAAACGACUCAAACAUAAACCCACUAGAUCGCCCCAUAACCCCCGAUGAAGAAUCCUGGAUUGGGUCACUAAUCAACAUCGGUGCUCUAAUCGGACCUUUCCCUUUUAGUUUCCUCGCGGAAAAACUGGGCCGGAAAACAACUCUUUUGUGUAUUUCAGUUCCACUCAUUAUCUCCUUCGGGAUAAUAGCCCUAGUGCCCUACCUUUACUGGUACUAUUUCGCCCGGUUUAUAGCCGGGAUUUCCCUCGGUGCUGGCUGCACAAUUCUUCCUUUGUACAUCGCAGAAAUUGCAGAAGAUGCAAACAGGGGAAUGUUGUCAGUUACGCUAGGCAUAUUCUGGUCUUUUGGACACUUGAUACCGUAUGUUUUGGGGCCCUACAUGUCGAUUCUAGCGUUUAAUCUCACGCUAGCGUGCGUACCGAUGCUUUUCUUUGUCCUGUUUGUCACAAUAGCGCCGGAAACACCGUACUAUUUGAUUAGCAAGAAUAAGAUUAAUAAAGCUGAAGAAAGUUUGAUGAAAUUGAGAGGAAGGAGCCGAAGUAUGGUCAGUAGUGAAAUUAUCCACAUCCAGUCGUCAAUGAAUCACGAGAAGAAAGGGAGUUUUGGGGAUUUAUUCAAGUCUAAAGCUAACCGGAAAGCUCUAGCAAUUUCAGUGACUUUGAUGGGCUUUCAGCAAUUAUCAGGGAUUAAUGCGAUUUUGUUCUACACCCAGCUCAUUUUUGAAACCACCGGGUCCAACAUUUCUGCCGAAAUUUCAUCGAUAAUCAUCGGACUGGUCUUAUUUUCCACCAGUUUAAUUAUUCCCUUUGUCGCAGAUCGGUUAGGUCGCAAGCUAUUUCUCAUGAUUUCGGCUUUUGGGAUGAUGACAGCACUGGCAAUUCUCGGUGCUUUUUUUUACGUGAAAGACACUGCUAAUUACGACGUCACUUCUUUCUCCUGGCUACCGAUUUUAAGUCUGGUGCUAUUCAUCGUGUCCAUUAAUUUGGGAUUUAUUCCUUUGCCUUGGACAGUCAGUUCUGAGCUAUUUUCACCAAACGUUAAGUCCUUUGGCAUAUCGCUAGUGUCUUUCACUUGUUGGGUCGGUAGCUUCAUUAUUACGAAAUUUUUUAACGACCUGAAUGACACCCUCGGUAAGGAGGGAACUUUUUGGUUGUUUUCAGGUUUCUGUCUCGUGGCCGGAUUGUUCACACUUUUCUUCGUACCGGAGACCAAGGGGAAAAGUUUCCAAGAGAUACAAAACAUCCUCGAAAAAUAAGUGAACAUUUGCAUUGUUUUGUACGCUGAAUUUGUAAAUAAAACCCGCUUUUUUAUUA